Molecule: messenger RNA, 614 nt
Organism: Brachypodium distachyon (stiff brome)
Lineage: Eukaryota; Viridiplantae; Streptophyta; Magnoliopsida; Poales; Poaceae
Product: 40S ribosomal protein S21
Exons: 4
Coding region: 178-426 (82 amino acids)
Biological process (GO): endonucleolytic cleavage in ITS1 to separate SSU-rRNA from 5.8S rRNA and LSU-rRNA from tricistronic rRNA transcript (SSU-rRNA, 5.8S rRNA, LSU-rRNA); translation; endonucleolytic cleavage to generate mature 3'-end of SSU-rRNA from (SSU-rRNA, 5.8S rRNA, LSU-rRNA)
Cellular component (GO): ribosome; cytosolic small ribosomal subunit
Molecular function (GO): structural constituent of ribosome
Source: RefSeq, a predicted model, not a curated record
UGCCAGCGGGUCCACAACCAGACGCUAGGGUUUACGAACCCUCCCCUGUCUUCUCGUGCUAUAAAUUGCUUGCCCCCCGAGCCUUCCGCCGCCGCCGCUCCAGAUUCUCUUCGUCCUCCUGCAGCCUCCCUCCAGAGACCAAGUCGCUGUUGUGGUAUUUUCCCUCCAGCCGCCACCAUGCAGAACGAGGAGGGUGCGAUGGUGGACCUCUACGUCCCCAGGAAGUGCUCGGCCACCAACAGGAUCAUCACGGCCAAGGACCACGCCUCUGUCCAGAUCAACAUUGGGCAUGUUGAUGAGAAUGGGCUGUACGAUGGCCGCUUCACCACAUUUGCUCUCUCUGGAUUCGUCCGUGCUCAGGGUGACGCAGAUGGCUCUUUGGACAGGCUGUGGCAGAAGAAGAAGGCUGAGGUCAAGCAGCUCUAGAUCAUUCUCGUAGUUUUACCUGGAACUUGUUUCAGUUUCAUGUCAAUCUAGCUCUUGGAUACAAUGUCUGGUUUCAGUUGGCACUGUGCAAGUUAAGACUUGAUGUCACAUGGCUUGGUUUCUCGUGAACAUGUUUGAGUUUUAAUCUGUGUUGAAUGACUGCAAUAUGCCCCCGCCACUUUCUCCAA